AUGGCGGGUCCCGGCGCGGCCCCGCGCCUGGCUUGGGCCCUCGCCGCUCUAGCGGCUUUAGUCGCCGUGAAAUAUUAUCGGGACGCUGAAGUGGCCCGGCAGCAGGAGCUGGCUCUGAAGUCUUUGGGAAGUGAGGGGCUGUUCCUCUUCUCUUCUCUGGACACAAACAACGAUCUAUACCUCAGUCCAGAGGAGUUCAAGCCAAUAGCUGAGAAGCUGACAGGGGUUGCUCCCAUCUCAGAGUUUGAAGAGGAGGAGACGCCUGAUCCGAGUGGGGAGACCUUGUCCAUUGUGGCUCAAUUCCAGCCUUUGGUCAUGGAAACAAUGACGAAGAGCAAAGAUGGUUUCUUGGGAAUUUCUCAUGUUGCUCUGGCUGGGCUGAGGAACUGGACUGCCCCUGCAACCCCUAAGAGUGUGAUGCUUGCCAGGCAGUUUAAAGCCUUUCUUCCUCCAAAGAAUAAACUGGAUCUUGGGGAUCCGUGGUGGAUAAUUCCUAGUGAAUUGAACAUCUUCACUGGGUAUCUUUCCAACAACAGAUUUUAUCCUCCACCUCCGAAGGGCAAAGAGAUCAUAAUCCACAAGCUUCUGAGCAUGUUCCACCCACGCCCCUUUGUCAGGACACGCUUUGCUCCCCAGGGAGCUGUGGCCUGCAUCCAAGCCAUCAGCACCUUCUACUACACCAUAGCCUUCAGGAUCCAUGCUGAGUUCCAGCUGAAUGAGCCACCAGACUUUCCCUUCUGGUUUUCCCCAGGCCAGUUCACAGGUCACAUCAUCCUCUCCAAGGACUCUUCCCAUGUCCGAGAGUUUAAGCUCUAUGUCCCUAACAACAGAUCCCUGAACGUGGACAUGGAGUGGCUGUACGGGGCGAGUGAAAGCAGCAACAUGGAAGUGGACAUUGGUUACCUGCCUCAGAUGGAGUUGGAAUCGACAGGGCCUUCGAUCCCCUCUGUGAUCCAUGAUGAAAACGGGAAUGUGAUUGACAGCAGGGAUCCCUCAGGGGAACCCAUUCAGUUUGUGUUUGAAGAGAUAACCUGGCAGCAGGAAAUUCCCUGGGAAGAGGCAGCCCAGAAGCUGGAAGUGGCCAUGUAUCCAUUUAAGAAGGUCUCCUAUCUUCCCUUCACUCAAGCUUUUGAGAGAGCAAAAGCAGAAAAGAAGCUGGUGCACUCGAUCCUGCUGUGGGGUGCCCUGGAUGACCAGUCCUGCUGAGGUUCAGGGCGAACUCUCCGGGAGACCGUCCUCAGCUCUUUGGUCCCUCCCUUUCUCCUGCCUUCAGUGUUUUGCUAGUUUUGGUGUGUGCAAACCUGUUCCUUUGGGGCCUCCUUACAGACCAACAGAGAGAAUGAGUUCUACAGCAAGCUGGCUGACCUGCACCUGGAGAAAUACAACUUUCCUGUGGAGAUGAUCAUCUGCCUCCCCAACGGCACAGUGGUUCACCAUAUCAAUGCCAACUACUUCCUGGAUAUUACUUCUAUGAAGCCUGAAGAUGUUGAAAAUAGCAUCUUUAGUUUCUCAUCCAAUUUUGAAGACCCUUCUACUGCAACUUACCUCCAGUUCUUGAAGGAAGGACUGCAAAGAGCAAAACCAUACCUGCAGACCUAA
Messenger RNA from Chaetura pelagica (chimney swift), 1599 nucleotides. It is a transcript of the gene SELENON, whose product is annotated as selenoprotein N, 1. Lineage: Eukaryota; Metazoa; Chordata; Aves; Apodiformes; Apodidae. Gene Ontology annotation, cellular component: endoplasmic reticulum membrane. Gene Ontology annotation, biological process: calcium ion homeostasis; skeletal muscle fiber development. The record is from RefSeq and is a predicted model, not a curated record.